AUGGAGGCCCACCUCAGGCAGCUCAGCCUGGGCAGGGGGCCCGAGGGGGUUGGGGACAGACAGGCCCUGGCUGAGCUGCAGGAACUGGCCCUGAGCUGGUUCAUGGAGACGCAAGCCCCCCUCAUUCUGCAGAAUGGAGCCCUGCCCCCCUGGUUCCACGGAUUCAUCACCCGCAAGCAGACAGAGCAGCUGCUGAGGGACAAAGCUCUUGGCUCCUUCCUCAUCCGCCUCAGUGACCGGGCCACCGGCUACAUCUUGUCCUACAGGGGCAGUGACCGCUGCCGGCAUUUUGUCAUCAACCAGCUCCGAAACCGGCGCUACCUCAUCUCAGGGGACACCCAGAGCCACGGCACUCUGGCAGAACUCGUGCGCCAUUACCAGGAGGUGCAGUUUGAGCCCUUCGGGGAGUCCCUGUCUGCUGCCUGCCCCCGGAUGGAGGACAAUGAUCUCUAUGACGCCAUCACCCUGGGCCUGCACCAAACUAAUCCUAGCCUGGAAUACCCGCCAGAGAAGGCCAGCAGCCCCCCUGCCUCUCUGGAGGCAAGUCCCCAGAAUCUCUCCGAGGAAGAAAGCAAGGAGGCCCCUGUCAAGGUGCCCCCUCUCCCGAAGAGGAGAGCAUCCCUUCUAAGCAACUCUUUUGGAGGCUCCACUGAUACCGUCUACGCAGACCUGAGGAAGAUGAACCAGGCACGGCUAGGCCUGGACACAGACGUACCCGGCUGGCAGGGGCCGGUUCCAAGUGGCAGCCAGGCCUGCUCUCCAGGCAAGGAGGCCCCAAGGAGACUGUCAGACGGAAGCCAGAACAAGCCCGAUGGCCCAGGACCUGCCCUCUCUGGGGUGAGCCCAGGCCAGGGUCCUAGUGUGUCUCCCACUUCUUGGGGCCUCCUCCUGCCCUCCAGUUCUGAGGCCUCGGGAUCCUCAGGUGCUACCUGGAGCCACGGGUCUCCAAAUCUGAGCCGUGGGGCCCAGCCCUGCUCCGAGAGCAGUUGUGCAGACACUUAUGAGUCCAUCUGGACAGAAGACCUCCCAGAGGACGCCAGGGAUGUGCCAUGUCAAGGUGGCAGUGCCUAUGAGCAGAUCGCAGUCUGCUGGGGGGGCCCGGCCAGGACCCCCUAUCCUGGGAUGAGCCCUACAUACAGCAAGCUUUCAGGGUUCACGGACUGUGGUUAUGAGAGGAUCUCGGGGGUCCCGGAGCUCCCAGAGCCCAGACACACCUAUGAACAAAUCCCAGGAGCAAGCAGCCAGGAGCAAGGAGGCUGGACAGACACACAAAUCCAAGCAGCCAGGAGCAAGGAGGCCGGACGGACACACAAGCCUGACAAGCUCCGGAGGCUCUUCUUCAUAGACAAGAAGCACAAACCCUGA
Rangifer tarandus platyrhynchus (Svalbard reindeer) is the source of this 1365-nucleotide messenger RNA. NCBI's taxonomy places the organism in Eukaryota, Metazoa, Chordata, Mammalia, Artiodactyla, Cervidae. The record is from the annotation of a GenBank genome assembly.